GCAUUACGAGCAGGCACCGCUGCAAAGGGACGAAGGAGAGACGUGGAAUUCCAUGGAGUCGCACAAGAUCCAGGGCGAGAUCAAAGGCAAAGACCGCCUGAUGCGCACGGUGAGAAGGCCGGAAGACGUGGCGACCCCUGACAGCGAAGCGAAGGGGCGCACCCACCCUCUUUACUUCGACAAAGAGGAGUACUAUCCAGGCAGAAGCUUGAUUGACGCAGUCAGCGAGGAGCCAGACAAUGACUUUCAAGUGCGGCCUGCGCACCUGCCUGAUUUCUACAACCCUCCGCCGCUGGAUGCAGAUGCCAUCUCCCGUGUGCAGCGCAUCCGGCAGGUGGUGCGCCAGCGCUAUGCCGGCAGGCCGCGCCUGAUGAAUGUUUUCCGUGCCUGCUCCAUGCAGAAGCCCGGCUACGUGUUUCCUCGG
Molecule: messenger RNA, 424 nt
Organism: Effrenium voratum
Lineage: Eukaryota; Dinophyceae; Suessiales; Symbiodiniaceae
Source: the annotation of a GenBank genome assembly